Molecule: messenger RNA, 1557 nt
Organism: Bombus impatiens (common eastern bumble bee)
Lineage: Eukaryota; Metazoa; Arthropoda; Insecta; Hymenoptera; Apidae
Gene: Sirt2
Product: NAD-dependent protein deacetylase Sirt2
Exons: 7
Coding region: 188-1396 (402 amino acids)
Molecular function (GO): NAD+ binding; histone deacetylase activity, NAD-dependent
Source: RefSeq, a predicted model, not a curated record
AUAAAGUAUUGCCUGUAUGAGUUUUAUCGAACGCGCGUCAUUUGAUAACCUAUUCUAAUCAUAUGUUCACAAGUAAAUAUAUGAAUAACACUAUUUCUUUAGUGUGACAACGAUAAUAAUUUUACUUAACAUUAGUUGAAGAAGUUACACGAAUUUAGAAACAUGUCCGGAAACAUGUCCGAACACAAUGAUGACACGGAAAAAGUGUGUCAAAAUGUUUCCGCAGAUCAUUUUUCCUUUAAUUAGCCGUCAGCGGCAAUUACUCGGCCAACAACUCUGGCGAAAAUCUGUAUUUAUGUAUUUUUAUUGCAACGAGUACAAUGAAUUUAUUUCUUUAAAGAAGAAAUCAAAUGAGGAGGCUACAAACAGUUCUUCAGAACAAGAAGAGGUAGAAGAUUCUGAUAUGGAAAAGAUUCGGAAAUAUUUGGCACAAAAGUUAAAACUUUUUGAUUCAUCAGAUUAUGAUGAACAGUCACAGCAAAAAGUCCUCCGUGAACUUAAUAUAGAUGGAGUGGUAGAUUAUAUAAAAGAAACUGAAAACUGUAAAAUUAUUACUAUGGCUGGAGCUGGUAUCUCCACAUCUGCAGGAAUUCCUGAUUUUCGAUCACCAUCAAGUGGUCUUUAUCACAAUUUAGAGAAAUAUAAUCUACCUCAUCCUCAAGCUAUUUUUGAGUUAGAUUUCUUUAUGGAAAAUCCUGAACCAUUCUUUAUGCUUGCAAGAGAAUUGUUACCUGAAGGUUUUAAACCUACACCAUCCCAUUAUUUCAUCCGUCUUUUAUGGGAAAAAGGACUACUUUUGAGACACUACACCCAGAACAUCGAUACAUUAGAAAGAAUGGCUGGUUUACCUCCUGAAAAAUUAGUAGAAGCUCAUGGUACAUUUCAUACUGGUCGAUGCCUUAAAUGUAGAGCACCAUACACUCUUCCAUGGAUGAAAGAAAAAAUUAUGGAAGGUGUUAUACCAAAAUGUGAAGAAUGUAACGAAGGUGUAGUAAAACCUGAUAUAGUGUUUUUCGGGGAAAUGUUACCCGAACGUUUCCAUUUCCUUAUCGAUCGGGAUUUUGCACAAGCAGAUCUUUUGAUAAUUAUGGGAUCAAGUUUGGUAGUGCAGCCUUUUGCAUCUUUAGUAGAUAGGGUGCGACCCAAUUGUCCACGCCUACUUAUCAAUAAAGAAAAAGUAGGUAUGCAAGAUCGCUUAUCGCGACUUUUAGGACUGCGACAUGGCUUGAUCUUUGAUACACGAAGUUCUCAUGGCGGUCGUGAUGUUGCCUGGUUAGGUGAUUGCGACACUGGCUGUCAAUUAUUAGCUGAAAAGUUGGGCUGGGGCGAUGAAUUAAAAGAUCUUAUAAAAAAAGAACAUGAACGUUUAAGUGCAGAACAUACCAAUAAGGAUUAAGCUCAUCAAUUGUCUUAUUACAAUGUAAAUUUAGUUUUUUAGAUUACUUGAGAUCUAAUUUUGCUGCUAUUUCUUUGAGGACGAAGAAAUUAUAUAGAUGAAUAAUAUUUUGCUUCAAAGGAAUUGUAAAAACAUUGUUUAGAAUGUUAAACUUUUAUCAC